AUGGAUCUGACGGAGCUGUUAUGUUGGUUCGCCGUGCUGAACACGCUGGUCAGGUUACUGUCGUGUGACUCGAUCGCCUACCCGCUCCUGUACGAAAAGCACUGCUACAGCUGUGCCUCCGAAAACGUGCUGAAGCACUGGCAGGCGUUCAAGUACAACUACCAGCGACCGUCCAACUUCACGGCGCUAUGUCGAGAGCCGAUCAAGAGCAGCCCGUUGGUCGCCUCCGUGAUUUGCCGCGGGCCGUGCAUUACCAUAAUCGAGGAAGCUUACAUAUUCGGUAUCGUUUACCGUCACGGAGAUUGUGUAACAGGAUUCACUGAAGAGAUGUCAUACCAGUGGCCUUCGCGUCUGCACAACACCAAAAGUCUAAACUCCACUUAUGCAGUUAUGAAUAUGGCAGCGCAUCUGCCACAUCCUGCUUGCAUGCGCCUGGUAGACGUAAAGGAGUAUCGAAUCUACGUCGAUUAUUGGGUACGGCCAUUUUUCAGCAACCGUUGCAGCUUUAAACCAACGUGGACGGCAGUUGUCGGCUUAGAACAAAUCCUGAUAGUAUAA
This is a messenger RNA of Soboliphyme baturini, 558 nucleotides long. The record is from the annotation of a GenBank genome assembly. NCBI's taxonomy places the organism in Eukaryota, Metazoa, Nematoda, Enoplea, Dioctophymatida, Soboliphymatidae.